AUGUCGACAGAACUCGCUACCGACCCAACGCCGCAGAACGCAAAAACAGGGUCUUCGCAUCCACUUGCGCCACUAUCAGCCUCGGAACUUCAAGCUGCAGCAGCUAUAAUCAAAGCUUCAUGGCCAGCGCACACGGACUUGCACUUCAAAGUCGUCACUUUGGAGGAGCCACCCAAGGUCGAGGUGUUGAAGUAUCUGGAGGCCGAGCAUAGCCAGAAGCCAUUGCCAGCGCUCAGUAGGAAGGCUUUCAUCAACUACUAUAUCAGAAACACCAACAAAUUCCACGAAGCAAUCGUUGAUGUGACGUCAGGGCGGGUAGAACACAAUGUUCUACUUGGCCCAUUCGUCCACGCAAAUGGAGACGCCGAUGAAAUUGUCGCCAUCGAGAAGAUCGCACUCGCUGACGAGAAAGUCCAAGCUGAGAUUGCCAAGUUACAGCUCCCCGAAGGCACGGUAAUCAUCAGCGACCCCUGGAUCUACGGCUCCGAUGGCAUUGGCGACGAGGACCGACUAUUCCAGUGUUUCCUCUACCUCAGAGACCCCAUGAACCAAUCGGAAGCUGACUCGAAUCAUUAUGCCCUGCCACUACCGAUAUCACCGGUCAUCAGUAGCGAGACUAUGACGGUUAUUCGAGUGGACCUCCUUCCUACCGGCGCUGAUAACACGAUCAAGCCUGUUGAGAAGUAUAAGAUUCAGCCGCCGAACGAGUACAUCCCAGAAGCGCAGACUCUACGAACAGACUUGAAGCCAUUGAAUGUUGUUCAGCCGGAGGGUGCUAGCUUCCAAGUCCAGCAACAAGGCACAUCGAGCGUGCUGUCUUGGCAGAAGUGGAAGUUCAGGGUCGGCUUCAAUCAGCGUGAGGGUAUGGUGCUGUAUGAUGUGCGGUACGACAACCGCAGUCUGUUCUACCGCCUGAGUUUGAGCGAUAUGAACAUUCCGUAUGCUGACCCUAGGCACCCGUUCCACAAGAAGUCCGCCUUCGAUCUCGGCGAUGUUGGUGCAGGUAUCAUGGCGAACAAUUUGAAGUUGGGCUGUGAUUGCUUGGGCUCGAUUUACUACCUGAGCGCGGUACUCUCGGACGACAAGGGCGGGGUGGUUGAUAUGCCCAACGUCGUCUGUAUACAUGAGCAAGACGCCGGGAUUGGCUGGAAACACACCAACUACCGAACUGGCCGCGCAGCAGUCGUACGAUCUCGAGAGCUAGUCUUGCAAUCGAUCAUCACAGUGUCGAACUACGAAUACAUCCUUGCCUUCAUUUUCAAUCAGGCCGGAGAAAUCGACUACGAGAUUCGCGCUACCGGUAUCCUAAGCACACAGCCUGUGGAUGAAGGCGUUGAAGUACCCUUUGGGACUGUUGUACAUCCUGGCGUCCUCGCAGUCCACCACCAGCAUAUUUUCAGUCUGCGUGUCGAUCCCAUGCUCGAUGGCUACUCCAACCGCCUCGUCUACGACGAAGCCUUCCCCAUGCCACGAUCAGACUGGAACCCACACGGUACAGGCUACUAUGUGCAAGAAACCAUCGUUGAGAAAUCCGGCGGCUACGACAUUGCCUACGAGAACAACCGGACUUUCAAGAUUCAAAACCCAAAUGUGAGGAACCCAGUGAAUGGCAAGCCUGUGUCAUACAAGAUUCAGGCACCGCCGUUUCAAAAGAUAUUAUCAGACAAGGACAGCUUCAACUACAAGCGUGCAGAGUUCUCGGACCACAAUAUCUAUGUGGUCAAGCACAGGGAUGGCGAGCUGUUCGCGGGUGGGCUGUAUACGAAUCAGUCGCGAGGUGGGACUGGUGUCAGGUCGUGGGCCGAGAGGAAUGAGAAUGUCAAGGACGACGAUUUUGUGGUCUAUAUCCAGGCGGGUAUCAACCAUGUCCCGAGACUUGAAGACUUUCCGGUCAUGCCAUGCGAGAUCCUGAAGAUCCACAUGAAACCAGUCAAUUUCUUUGACAAGAACCCGGCACUUGAUGUACCACCAUCCGAGCAGAGCUUCAACAAGAGCAGCUUACUGAGCGAGCAGCACCAGCAGCCUAGUGUUGAGGCGGUCGUUGGCGAGGAUGGGACGUGUUGUGUGCCGAAGCUGUGA
This is a messenger RNA of Cucurbitaria berberidis CBS 394.84, 2079 nucleotides long. RefSeq lists its product as uncharacterized. The record is from RefSeq and is a predicted model, not a curated record. The coding region runs from base 1 to 2079 and encodes 692 amino acids. Gene Ontology annotation, molecular function: copper ion binding; quinone binding; primary methylamine oxidase activity. Gene Ontology annotation, biological process: amine metabolic process. Lineage: Eukaryota; Fungi; Ascomycota; Dothideomycetes; Pleosporales; Cucurbitariaceae. The transcript has 3 exons.